UACCGCGAAUGACGCGGAAAAGUCCAUUAACCCACACGCAAAGGGAGUGUGUGUUCCGGUAUCUCAAAUUAAUAUUAAUAAGACAGGCUUAUCGCUUUGCAACCUUCUUAGAUCACUAUCAAUACUACGAAAACAUCGAAGCAUAUUGUGGACAUUUCCGAUUUGAAGACGCGCGGCGUUAUAAUGCUGAAUUGUGCUUUAUUUCAUUCUCAGAUAGCCUCCAUUGUUGAGGUACUAGCUAAAACGGCCAUUGCAGAAAUAUGCGAGCUGGUGGACAAUGGCUAUGCGGCAUUGCAAACGGAGAUCUCGCGAAGCCAAAAAGAGAAUAAAACCCUGAAGAGGGAACUGCAAACCACGAAACAGAGAUUAGCGCAGCAAGAAAAGAAAAACGGCUCGCCGCAGGCCUCUGUAAACACUGGCUAUAGAAGAGUUAAGAUAUGCGAUGAAUUAAGAGGGAUUGCAGGAAAGGAGGUAUUUUUUCCAAACGAAGAAAGCCUGCUAUACAGAAAAUCAGAUGGCAGCCAGGGGGAAGCCCGUGAUCACUCCUUUGUGGAUGAGGAAUACGGUAUGUGCAAGUCUGCUUUGAAAGUGAAGCCUGCACACGUGGAAGAGGAAAGCUGUGACUUGCUUAUAAAACAAGAGGGACAUGAAGACGACUUUGGGAGUAGCAAACUACAUGGAUGUCUAAAUGUGACAGGCGUACUUGUGGAAUCAGGUGAUGCUGAAACAGGUCCAGUUCUGGCAAAACGAAUUACCCCAACACAAGAUGCAGGACUGUGCUUUGAGCAACAGAGAACCAAAGGCCAGGUUUUGGACAGAAGUGAUCUGGACGCUCUGGUCCAUGAAGAAUCAGAGAAUGAGACUUUUAACCAAAGUCUUGAGCAUCAAGGGUCAGAACAGAGUUCUGCAAAAACAGACAGUCUAAGAAACAAAUAUUUCAUGAAUGACAGGCCGGAUCAACUGAACGUCCUCUUAUCACCGUUGAAUAGCGGCAGAAGGACCAGGCAGUUAAUGGGAUCCUACGCCACAGAGCCGAAUUCACAGAGAGCGUCAGCUGAAUCUGAACCUCCACUGGGUCCUUUUUCAGACGAAUAUGACGACGACAGCCUGUGUUCUCUGGUAUCUCAGGAUGAGAAACCAGAUUUGAUCAUGAUAGACUCGGCAUCCAUGGAGUUCGAGUUGCAGCCUGAAGAGAUUGAAGAGACGAUGUCAGAAAUGGCUCAAAACCAGCACAAGCGUUACAGAGAACAAAGCCGAGGCGAGAAAGGGAAUUAUCUACAUAAGGGACUGUCACACAGUCAUACAUUAGAGGAGCAGAGCACAGCAUUCUGUGACCCACAAAAUAUUACCGGAAAUGUCUUUUAUGAGAAAAAUCUCAAUAUGCUGAGAAGCGCAGAAAUUUACCAGGAAGCUGAGACUGUGGGGGGAAGGUUUGUAGGUACAGGACCGUUCAACUGCUUGCUUUGUGGAAAGACAUUUGCACAGCUGAGUCAACUUAAGAAGCAUCAGCUCGUUCAUACAGGGGAAGAGCAGUUUAAAUGCACUAAGUGCGGAAAGUGCUUUGCCAACUCCAGUAAUCUAAAGAGACAUCAAACUGUUCACACCGGGGAGAGACCUUUUAGCUGUGCACAAUGUGGGAAAAGGUUCUCUUUUGUAGGGAACCUGAAAAGACAUCAGAGCGUUCACAUUCGAAAGAAGGUACCCGGCUCGUCUGCAUUGGAGGAAGAAAUUUACGGUCUAGAGUGCAUUUUAUAUUUUUUUGCCAGAAUGUUGAACUCGGCUUCUUUGCACUCGCAGCUCACGUCCAUCAUGGAUGUGUUAACCAAAGCAGCGGUGGCAGAAAUCUGCAAACUUGUAGACGACGGGUAUGCGCUUCUGAGACUGGAAAUGUCUCGGAGUCAAAAGGAGAACGAAGCGCUGAAGAGGAAGCUCUCGCUACACAUGAUGGAGGCUGGUCCUGCGGGGCAGUGCGGGGCAGCGGCGAGGAUCCCCGGGGAGCCGAGCAGCGCCCGGCUGGACAGACCUCAUCCGCCCGAGGGUGCAGGGGAAGCCGCUUCGGUCAAUGAAGCAUUUUCGAACCAGCCAUUAGAGGUCUGUCAGGGAGGGGAACCCGCAGCCGCGGCCAAGAAGGACUUCCGGGUGCCGCCUGGUCCUGGGCUAAAGAAGUGUACAGAGGUGGAGAAGAGAAGGGAAUGUCUGAAUAUUAAAGAGGAGCGAUUUGAAGAAGAUAUGAAGCACUGUGACUCGCAGAUUGGGCUGAUGAUUAGUGUGGGCAGAAUUGUGGAGUCUGCGGUGGAUGAUCCUGACGAAAGGAUUCCUGUAUCCAACAAACUAGCCACAGCUGUAGACGACGGACAGGCACUCCCCGAGCAGCAGAGGCCGGGGGCUGCUGCGUGGAGCGACGGAGAAUUCCUCGCCGUCCUCAAGGUAGAUCCAGAGAACGAGACUGUCGGUCAGAAAAGCCACAUCGGGAGACUUGAAGGUGGCGCCGGCAAGCCGUUUGAGGAAGUUGUGUGCGAGAGACCAAGUCCGAUAGAGACCUUCUUCACACAAGUGAGAACAGAAACAAAGACUGAACAGACAGAUCGCGCUUACAGCCAUUCCGAGAGGCAUUUGUCUACGCUCGGACCUUUCCCAGAGACAUCUGGCAACGCUUCAUCCUCCUUGGGAUCCUGGGAUGAGAAACUGGAUGUAGUUGUAACUGACUCAAAACUGCAGCAGCCUUCAGCGUGGGCUAGAGAGAUCAUGUUGGGGGCAGUUCCCCAAAAACAAUCCAGUGACCGCGGGAAAAGUGAGAAACCGCAACGAGGAAGCUAUGUUGAAGUAUGUUCCCCUCAGAGCCACAUGUCCGAAAGAGACAGGCCGUCAAAGUCAUUUGAUGGUCCAGGAAUGAGUGGAUGCUCUGUAAACGAGGAGAAUCCCACCACGACAAGAAGCGUUCAUCAGAGAGGCAGCACGAGGGAGAAACGCUUCAUUUGCACAUAUUGCGGAAAGAGCUUCACCUGUCUGAAAAACCUGGAGACGCAUAAGAGAGUCCACACUGGGGAGAGACCGUUCAGCUGCGUGCAGUGCGGCAAGCGCUUUUCUCAGUCCGCCCACCUCAAGAAGCAUCAGAGCGUGCACACGGGAGAGAAACCCUUCAGCUGUGCUAAAUGUGGAAAGUGCUUCGCAGACUCCAGUAACCUGAAGAGGCACCAGAAUGUCCAUACUGGGGAGAGACCAUUCCGCUGUAUGCAGUGCGACAAGCGCUUUUCCUUAAUUGCUAAUCUAAAGAGACACCAAAGUAUUCACAUCGCAAAGAAACCGUAUCGGAAUAUAAUGUGGGAAGGAUUAAUUUUUGUGAUUAAAAUGACCAGUUGCAACGUUUUUCGCACUCAGAUGACCACCAUUCUGGAUGUUCUUGCUAAAGCAGCCGUUUCCGAAAUAUGCAAGCUUGUAGAUGAUGGGUACGCGGUCUUACGGUUAGAAAUAUCGCGGAGUAAGGAGGAGAAUCAAACGCUGAAAAGAAAAUUAAAGGUAAUGGAACUGAUGAUCGCACAGGGAUGCGUGGCACCAGAAGAGAGUGACUCUGAUAAAGCAGCAUGCAAGGGUGACUUAACAAGCGGUGAUGCCCAGUUCAUGGCCACAGUGGAACCCUCAUAUGCCAGCCUUUGGAGAGACGAUGAUUCAGACUCUAUCGCAGAUAACGAUGGAAGGUUUGAGUUGCAACUUAUUAAACAGGAGAUACUAGAGGAAGACUUUGGGCAGAGGGACUGCCAGGAAGAACUGAGGAUGUAUGCGAAAAGUGCUGAGGGGCCUGCAGAAGCUGCUGCAGGUCUGUCUGUCUUGGACACAAAGGCAACAUCCGCAGAAGAUGUAGAGGAGCUUCCUCGGCAGCAAAGUAACGGAGCCAGUGUUUGGGAAGGCAGCAGGUCAGGUGACAACCUCAAGGCUGAGCUAGAGAAUGGGACCUUGAGCCAGAUGCCCCAGCAAACGGGAUCUGAGAAGAGCAUGGAAAGAGGGAAUGCUCUUGCUUAUGACUACAUCACGUGCGAGAGGCUUGGUCACGCUGAAGGUCUGUCUGCUCCGAGAUUCUCCGACAGAGGAACCAAGGAGGUAGCUGCCUUCUUCACAUCAGAACCUACGUCCAAGUGCCAACCUCUUUCCUCCAGCCUUCAGUCGCUUCCUCCACCAUGGAGCGACACUGGAAACUGCACAACUUCUGCAGAAGUGCUUAAUGUGAAAUUGGCUGCCGCUAGGAUGGACACUGAUUACUUUAAGGUCGAGACGGACCUGAGUUCUACGUGGGAUGAGGGGGGGAGGAUGGCCAACAUGGAGCAAGACCACCAAGAACAACAACAAAGGCACAGCGAGUCGUCAAAUUGUGUUCCCACGUAUUCCUCAGAGUCUCAAAUGGCAGAGAGCGAGGAUAUAGCUGCUGAACUGAAAUCCAGAGCCCCAGGCCUAAAUGGAUGGGAUCCGUAUGAUAACCAGUUGACUGAAACUGUAAAUAUCGACAGCAGUGUGGAAGCAAAUAUGGACAGACUCAUUUGUGUAUAUUGUGGCAAGAGUUUCGCCUGUCAGAAUGUCCUUGAAACACACCAGAGAAUACAUACUGGGGAGAAACCAUUCCAAUGCACACAGUGUGAAAAGAGAUUUGCACAGCUGAGUAAUCUUAUAAUACACAAGAGGGUCCACACUGGGGAGAAACCGUACUGCUGUACGUACUGCGGAAAGCAGUUUGCCCAGUCACGUUACCUCGUGACGCACCAGAGGGUGCAUACGGGAGAGAAGCCAUUUAAGUGCACGCAGUGCGGAAAGCGCUUCGCUCAGUCCAAUAAUCUUAUACGGCACCAAAGUGUCCACACUGGGAGAAAACCCUUCAGGUGCUCGCAGUGUGGAAAGUGCUUCACGACCUCAAGUCACCGGAAACGACACGAAAGCGUUCACUCGGGGAAAAAAACGAUGCUGUCUGUACAGGUAUUCAAAAUAUCGAAGUACUGGCCGCAGGGCAUUACGAUGUCGACCAGUGUCGGAUUUCAAACACAGAUAACCUCCAUCAUGGAGGUGUUAACUAAAGCGGCCGUGGCCGAAAUCUGCAAACUUGUGGAUGAAGGCUACGCAGUGCUGCAGCUGGAGAUAUCCAGAAGUCGGCAGGAAAACGAAAUUCUUAAACAAAAACUGUCGAUACAGAUGAUGACGACGGGGGCAGCCCAGGAGAUACCCGCAAACGAAAACACUAUUCCCAGCUCAGCUGGAAUUUUUGGGAAACCGCCGGGUCCCCGCUGGAGAGACGGCACUGCUCCGGUUCUGGAUAGGGUUUCUGAAAUUGAAGAGGAACAGCCCAAUUUGCUGCUUGUAAAAGAGGAGGAUUUGGCAAGCGCCGACUCACUGAGAGAGCUGAACGUCAUUGAAGAGAGUUUCGCGGAGCUCGAGGCUGCGGAAAAGCCCGGCAAAGCAGACGCCGUGAUUGGCACAGCAGAAGACGUGAAGGGACUCGGUGCGUGGGACGACGGGGGGCUGGGCGCCGCCCUCAAGGCGGAGGUGGGAGCGGAGCUUGAGGACCACGAACUCCACCACGCUAGGCUGGGUCUCAGUGCAGAAAGGCGGAGCUGUCUGGAAUCUGAGGUCUCCAUGUUUGACAAACCCGCUCUAGAAAUGUGCUAUGCAGAAAAUUCCGGAUUGGAACAGGAGGAUCCGGCCGGCUCGGAAGGCGACUUGGAACUUUUCUCAGCUGACACAGUGCUUCCUCACUUAGGACCUUUCAACAAACCCCUAUGGUUUACGGACCAGAAUGCCGACUUGCGGAAAAAACGCUACGAUUGCGACUACUGUCGGAAGAGUUUCAGCUCUUCGCAAAGUCUUGAGGUGCACCUGAGGGUGCACACUGGCGAGAAGCCGUUUAAAUGUGCGCACUGUGGGAAAAGGUUUGCCCAGUUGUGCAACCUCAUAACACAUAGGAGGGUUCACACUGGCGAGAAACCGUUUCACUGCGUCGAAUGCGGCAAGCGAUUUGCCGAUCCGGGUUACCUCAAAAGACACCAGAGUGUUCACACUGGUGAGAAACCGUUUAUCUGCCAGGAGUGUGGGAGAAGUUUCUCAUUCUCCAGUAACCUGGCAAGGCACCGCAGUCUUCACGCUAGAAAAGACCCGUUAAAUUGUAAACGUGGUGCAAAGAAAUUUAUUUCUACAAGUCACACAUUAUUUUGUAAAUUAGACAUUCCCAGGUUUAACUGGACAAUGCAAGCAGCCAUGCCGAACUGUGCUGCCUUUCACGCACAACUAUCCUCUAUAAUGGAGGCGUUAACUAAAGCGGCCGUAGCAGAAAUUUGCGAGCUGGUAGACGACGGCUAUGCAGUGCUACACUUAGAAAUAUCCCGGAGCCAGGAGGAAAACGAAGCCUUGAAACGGAAGCUGGAGAUGAUGGAGCUGCGUAUGGCCCGGAGAUGCGGCACGAAAAGCGGGGAGCAGGGCAGCGCGGUGCACGGUCGCCUGAACGGGAUGCUGCCCAGCAGUGAGCCGAGAACAACGCGCAAGAAGAGUGUGCUCCAAGGAAAGGAGAAAACGUGUGACAAACAGUGGACGGUGGACGAAGGAGAGCCUGCGGCCAAGAUCAAGCCUGCUGAGAAAGAUGACCGACCUGAACCGAUCGUUAUUAAGGAAGAGAGUCAUUACGAGAGCUUGGAAGACAGCAACCAAGAAAGAGGAAAGAGGGACAGAGAGAGAGCUGAGGAGCCGUGCUCUGAUGAUGAGAGCAGAUGCUGUGUAGAUACCCAGACGAAGCCUACAGAGGAUGCAGAAAAGCUGCCUAGACAACAGAGGACCAGAAGAGGCACUUGUGAGGACAUUGGACUGGACUCUGUUGUCAAAAGGGAACCAGACGAUGAAGCCGGAGGGCUGGAGUGUGAUUACAGCCCCCUGUGUCAGACAGCCAGCCAGCUGCAGGCAUUCUUUGCGCAGGCGGGUUCAGAGACGGAUGCUGAGGAACCGGCUUGCUCUUACUCUGUAAAAUCAGCCUCGUCGGAUGUUCAGACGGAUGGUUCAGAGGAGGAGCCUGCUUCUGUGGUGGGGAAAAGCUCCUGUAGUCUUCUGUCUCCUAAGAGAUCUGAGGUUGUGAUGAAAGAUGCAAACAUGGCGGUCCCCAUGGCUGAUAGGGCCGAGGGGCAUUCCGCAUGGAGCAAAGAAGCCAUGCUGGCACACGUCUAUCCCCAACACGUACAAUAUGACGAUUUUGGGGAAACGCAGGGAUUGCAGUCAGAAAUUCUGGCCAACAUGUGUCUCCCACUUAGCCAGAUGAAUGCCAGGAAGAACGCUGUUGAUUCAGAGUCAGACAUGAGUAAUCUAACCACAUCACCAGGCGGUAAGAGUCAUCGCAAAGCAGGUACUAGAGAGAAACGCUUCAUUUGCGGGUAUUGUGGCAAGUGUUUUACCUGUCCGAAGUACCUUCAGACGCACCAGAGGGUUCACACGGGAGAAAAGCCCUACAGCUGUCCGCAGUGCGGGAAGAGGUUCGCCCAGUCGGGGUAUCUCAAGAAGCACCAGAACGUGCACACGGGAGCGAAACCCUUUGGCUGCAAGCAGUGUGGAAAGAGGUUUGCCGAUUCGAGCAAUCUCAUAAGGCACAGGAGCGUCCACACGGGGGAGAAGCCUUUCAUUUGCACUUACUGCGGGGAGAGGUUCGCAGGAAAGCAUAACCUCAAAAUACACCAACAGAGAAACCAUCCGGCUCUUUGGAGCACUAUUCUGUUAAACGGCAAAGCAGAACACCCUCCCCCAAAAAGCCAAAAGCCAAGCGGACACGGAGAUCCCCCGCGAGUAGCAGCCAUGACGAGUUGCCUGGCUUUUAACACACAGCUCGCCUCCAUCAUGGAGGUGCUGGCUAAUGCCGCCGUGGCGGAGAUCUGCAAGCUGGUGGACGACGGCUACGCGGUGCUGCAGCUGGAGAUCUCUCGGAGCCAGAAGGAGAACGAAGCCCUGAAGAGGAGGGUACAGAUGCUGGAGAGCGGUAGGGUGCGGGACGCCGAGCAGAGGCCGGCCGUGAGAGAGAGGAGGACGCGCCGAGCCGCCGGCUUUCGGAUGGGCGACGAGCAGGGCGGAGAUGCUGCUGGAGAGAGCCGGUUCUCGAGCGUCGACAAAUCCUUCAGCGCAGAUGUGGAUGCUGGUCUGUGGAGGGACAGGGAGGACUCCUCCGAUGAGGUUCAUGUGUCUUUAUCAAGUUGCAAAGAGCAGAGUGGUAACUUUGUUCCUCGGCAACAUGCGGAGAACCUGGAAGAGGAAAAACCGAAAUCGGUAUGCAUUAAGGUGGAGUGCCUCGAAGAUGAUCUGGAGAACGGAGACCAAGAGGGCGAGCUGAAGAUCAUUGGGGACAGGGUGGUGGAUGUGUCUGACAGUAACAGAAACGUCCCCAGCAUUUUGACGAAAGCUGUAGCUACCAGAGGCAGGGAUGGGGCAGCUAAACACAGCAGGAACAGAAAUGAUGUCUUGAAGUCCAAUAACAGCCUCCUCAAGGAAGAACCAGCGAAUGAGACCAACAGCCAGCAAACAGGAUCUACGGAGGAGGCUGGAAAAAUGAACGAUCUGGAUUAUAUCAUGUACGAGAGCAACAGUGAGCUGCAGACCUUCAGUUCCCACAGUAAUACAGAGGCGGAGACUGGUGGCCCAGCAUGCAAUUUUGAGUCUGAGGACCUUGCUGUUUGCUCUGAAUCUCAGCCAGCUAGUGCCCCAGGGAGGGGUGAUGCAUUUUCUGAAUGGGACAAAGUGGCCAUGUUGGGGGUAGGGCACACGCAGCAUAGCUAUUACAGGGAAGAUGGUCUACGAGAUGAGUUUCCCCUAGGAGAGAUGUCCAUGUUUACCCCAAACAUGCAAAUGACCGUGGGAGAGAACAUAGCAUCCAAACCCAACAUGCCUCCCAUCAACGGAUGGGUCUCCGGGGACGACCGUCUCGUCAAAUCGAAAGGCGUCAAGAACCAUCGGCGAGUUGGCACCAGAGGCAAGCUGUUCAUCUGCACCUACUGCGGGAAAGGUCUGGCCUGCCUGAAGAACUUGAAGACGCACCAGAGGGUCCACACCGGGGAGAAACCCUUCAGCUGUGCCCAGUGCGGCAAGCGCUUUGCCGACUCGAGCAAUUUUAAACGGCACCAGAGCGUCCACACUGGGGAGAGGCGGUACUCCUGCACCUACUGCGGAAAGCGCUUCGGACAGUCGGGUUCGCUCAAGGUCCACUUGAGGGCACACACCGGACAGAAGCAGUUCAUCUGCUCACAGUGUGGCAAGACCUUUAUCUCCUCCAGUCACCUUAAGAGACACCUGAGUGUUCACAUUGGCGAGUCUGUUCACUAGUGCUUGGGGUGACUCUCCAGUCUGACUUCUUAAACGUUAUCGUUCCCAUUGAAAGGAAAACGAUGUCUGCAUCACCUAUCCAAGGAUCGUCCAGUAAUCCUUUCCCGCUGAAUACCUGAUAAAUGGUACUCCAGUCACUUAUGUUUCCAUAUUAUACUGAACAAUAAAUAUAUAUAUAUAUAUUGAAGUACAUUUUUGAUAGAAUUUCUAAGCUACUGAACAUUAGUAUCUGUAUAUAUAAUGUUUGUAAAGUCUCACUCUGUUUAUCCAAGCCAAGACUUAAUGGAAACCGUUAAUGUUUGAAUUUCUGCAUCUGUCGUAUGGAAGAUCUGUUUGGUUUGUUUUGUUUUCCAGCCUAUCCUUUUGGUACUAGACAGCUUUCCUGUUCAUGCUGUUCACAUCAAUACAGUGUGUAGUGAAUCAUCCAAUGUCUUGGCUUGAGUUUAGCUUCAAGUCUUUUUUUUUUUUUUUGGCUGCAAUAUUACCGCAAACAAUAUUUUUUUACAAGACGGUUGAUGCUGAAGGCCGCUAAAAGCAGGGAUUGAGAGAAACUACACCAGAUGGGAUCUGCCGUUGUACUGAAUCAGUUCAAGUACAAUACUCGGUGUUUUCAUUGGAUGAAACUGUGUGUGUUUUUGACCAGCCAAUACGUGUUGAGUACACAGACAGUGUUCUUAAGAAAGUGCCAUUCCCAUUUGCCGUUACAUUUUAGACGUUUUCUUGUCCAGAUUUGCCGUUACCUUUUAUUUAAAUGAAUAAUUUAUCACUGAAAUGCAUUGCCGAGCGCUUGCUUUCUUUUGAUUAUCCAUGCCUAUGAAUUAGUCAUUUAGGUUAUCAUCUAUAGUUAAUGUAGCCUUUUAUUUAUUUAGUUUAUAAGUGUAUUUUGGGGGGGGGAAAUACGCACAUUGUGAACAGAGUUGUACCAAGAGAAGCAUAGAAAAAUUGACGCUCUGCUGCUGGGUUUUAAUAAAACAUUAAGAGUAA
This is a messenger RNA of Paramormyrops kingsleyae, 10302 nucleotides long. NCBI's taxonomy places the organism in Eukaryota, Metazoa, Chordata, Actinopteri, Osteoglossiformes, Mormyridae. The record is from RefSeq and is a predicted model, not a curated record.